AUGUCCUCUCUCCAGUCCCCAAAGACCUUCCAGGAUGACAUCUUCCCCAUGACAGCAGGCAACGAGGCGGCCCUGACGGCUCAACAGUGGCUCUCAGGGAUCAAUAGAGGCCCGGUGCUGAUGUGUCUGAAACCUGGCACUAAGGUAGCCAACCCCUACCCAGAGACCCUACCCAGGAGGGGGCUGAGUAGCUUCCAAGGUGGGGGACCAGGAGAGCCAGGGUCCACGGAGCAGGCCUUCCUCCAGGAGCAGCUAGCCUACCAGGACGCCAAGUACCCCAGGGAAGUGGCUGAUCUGUCGGGCUGGCAGCCAGACGAGACCCAGGCUCCGGGUUGGGCCUACACUCCCCACUGUUGUGAGCCCUCAGAGUGCCCUCCACCCAGGACAGAGAGUGAGCUCCUACAGGCGUUCUACAGGCAACAAGAGAGAUCAGGGGACUGAUAGACCAGCUCAACCAGAAAAAGGUCCAGAUCACACAGCUGGAACUGGAGAUAAAGAACACCAGAAAUAACAUGAGAGACACCUUCUGAAUGAUUCAACCAAUCACAUUAGAAGAGCCUUCUGAAUCAACCAAUCACRUGGGAGCAGCUUUUGGAAUCAACCAAUAACAUGAGAGCCACCUUCUGAAUGAUUCAACCAAUCACAUUAGAAGAGCCUUCUGAAUCAACCAAUCACGUGGGAGCAGCUUUUGGAAUCAACCAAUCACAUAACAGCCACCUUCUGAUUCAACCAACCACAUGAGCCACCUUCUGAUUCAACCAAUUUUUGUAUUUAUUAAGGAUCCCCAUUAGUUCCUAUCAAGGCAGCAGCUACUCUUCAUGGGGUCCAGCAAAUACAUUUUGUCCAGUUUAUACAAUUAACAACAUUACAGUACAUUAAGUGUGUACCCUCAGGCCUCUACUACCACACAAAAUCCAUG
Molecule: messenger RNA, 919 nt
Organism: Salvelinus sp. IW2-2015
Lineage: Eukaryota; Metazoa; Chordata; Actinopteri; Salmoniformes; Salmonidae
Product: coronin-2A-like
Source: RefSeq, a predicted model, not a curated record